This is a messenger RNA of Episyrphus balteatus (marmalade hoverfly), 1784 nucleotides long. It is a transcript of the gene Ppat-Dpck, whose product is annotated as bifunctional coenzyme A synthase. NCBI's taxonomy places the organism in Eukaryota, Metazoa, Arthropoda, Insecta, Diptera, Syrphidae. Gene Ontology annotation, biological process: coenzyme A biosynthetic process. Gene Ontology annotation, molecular function: dephospho-CoA kinase activity; ATP binding. The transcript has 3 exons. The record is from RefSeq and is a predicted model, not a curated record. The coding region runs from base 134 to 1672 and encodes 512 amino acids.
AAAGAAUUUUACUUCAAGUGCAUCACAUCAUCAUCCCAUCCAAAAAACCAACCAAAUACUUAAUUACGAGUAAAGUCCAAAUUUUUGCUUACUAAUGUUGUGAUAUUUCAUUUUUAAAGAUUUUAAUGACAAAAUGACGUCCACUGGACUGCUCAUUGUUUCCAAUGUCAAACGCAUUCAAAAGUCAUUGAACUCAAUACAAAAAUACGUUAACAACUUGUACAUUCACCUCAACAUCCCAACAACCAAAAUAAAACCCAUUCCAUCAUGGACCAAAAUUAUUUCUCGCAUCUAUUCCGAAGGUCUAACUGGUACACCACAAAUUGAUUUGAAAAUUCUAAUAACUCCUCUUAAAACGCAAUUGCGUGGUGGUAAUGACACCCAACCAAAACCAAAAAUUGACAUGGUUUUCUCUGAUGGAAAGUUUCCACAAAUUUGCGAUUCGGUUAGGGCUAAUUUUAAUAUUCCCAAUGAAACGAUAUACCUGACCGAUGAAACAACAUCAAAUGUUGAUGAGCAACAAAAUCACGAUCAGGAGACAAAAACCUAUGACACUGUCGUUUUGGGAGGAACCUUCGAUCGUAUACAUGUUGGUCAUAAAAUAUUCUUAACGGCAGCGGUGUUGAGAACAUGCAAGAGGUUGGUAGUCGGUGUAACUGAUCAGAAUAUGCUCAAGACAAAAAGACUUCCUGAGCUAAUCCUCCCAGUUGAACAGAGAAUUGAGGAUUUGAAGAAAUUUCUACUGGACAUUGAUUCGACAUUGCAAUAUGAUGUCGUUCCAAUAUCCGAUCCAUUUGGACCAACACAAUCGGAUCCUGAUAUGGAUAUGAUUGUUGUUAGUGCAGAAACACUUCGCGGUGGACAUAAAGUCAAUGAAUUGAGAGCCGCAAAAGGUCUGAAGCAGUUGGAUAUAUUUUGCAUUGAAAUGGUGGAGGAUUUCAGCGAUGACGGAGUAAAAGAGUUAAAAGUCAGUUCGAGUAAUACGAGGAUAGAUCUUUUGGGAACUAGAAUCAGGCCGAAAGAGCCACGAUCAAAUCUCCCCUCGGAGCCUUACAUCAUUGGUCUAACUGGUGGCAUAGCUUCGGGUAAAAGCAAAAUGGCUCAACGACUCCAUGCACUCGGUGCUUAUGUCAUGGAUUGCGAUAAAAUCGCCCAUGAAAUCUACGAACCAGACCAACUGUGCUAUCAGAAAAUAGUUGAGCAUUUCGGUGAGGGAAUUGUCAACACCACUGACAAGACAAUAGACCGCGUCAAAUUGGGUUCCAUUGUAUUUUCCAAUCCAGCCGAAUUGGAAAAAUUAAAUUCAAUUGUUUGGCCAGAACUUUUGGUCGAAGUUAAACGCCGCAUUAAAUUGGCACAUGAAAGUAGCGGCACAAAGAUUGUUGUCGUAGAGGCGGCAAUUCUCUUAAAAGCCGGCUGGGAUACAGAAUGUCAUGAAGUAUGGUCAAUGCUAGUUUCACCAGAUGAAGCCAUCCGACGCGUUGUCGAACGAAAUGGAUUAUCGGAAGAAGAAGCACGCAAACGUAUAGCAAAUCAAAUUGACAACCAAAUCGUAGUUGAAAAAUCCAAUGUAGUCUUUUCAUCUGAAUGGAGUCCCGACUACACCCAGAAACAAGCAGAAAAAGCAUGGACAAUGAUAACAACUGAAUUGAAGCAAAAGACAAAGGAGUAACUAAUUUUGAUUUGUCAAUUAGUUUAGUUUUCAUUUGUUUUUGUUUUUUUUUUUUAUAAAAAGAAAGUGGAACAAUACAAAUAAAUAAUUGGGGUAUAACCCGGGGCAAUUA